Messenger RNA from Myotis davidii, 2680 nucleotides. RefSeq names its product HEAT repeat containing 9 (gene HEATR9). The record is from RefSeq and is a predicted model, not a curated record. The transcript is spliced from 15 exons. Bases 1 to 1746 code for a protein of 581 amino acids. NCBI's taxonomy places the organism in Eukaryota, Metazoa, Chordata, Mammalia, Chiroptera, Vespertilionidae.
AUGGCCUACGAAAAAUCAAUCGAUAUCUUUGAAAUCGCCAGGUCAAUGUUCAAGUACCCAUGGCUGGAAUAUCCAUACAGGACCAAAGAACUCAAAAAGGCCUCGAUAUCUGUUUACCUCCCCUUGUCCUGUCACCAGAAACCAAAGGAAGAGUUCCCCCCAAGUCCAGAGUGCUGGAGGCAGCACCCAGCCAAACCAAACUCAGCACCAUACUGCUACUUUGAGACGCCUGAGAUGUACACGCACUGGCACAUCCUGUAUGAUCAUCAACAGAAACGGGAGGCCCAGAAAACAUUGCAGAGAAUGAGCGCUCAACUUAGAUACCACUUCAAAGAGGGUACUGACAUCCAAAAAGUCCAUCUCCCCAUGAACAAGUUGACUACAAAAUAUCAAAAAGAACACAAGGCUUUACACCCUACUGAGGACUCCUUGAAGUGGCAAAGAUUAAAGGAACUCACAAAAAGCCUGAAAUCUCCCAGAGAGGAUGAGCAGUUCUAUGCAACACAGGCUCUGGGGUGCCUGGGCAUCAGUGACGAGUCUGUCAUAGAGGCACUACUGCAGGUGGUUGAAACUGGUCCAGAGAGAGUGAAGUAUGAGGCUUAUAGAACCCUGGCCAUCCUGGGUUGCCUGAAUAAGGAUGUGAUCCAGGCUCUCAUCAAGCAGUUGAAGGAGCCAAAUGAGGAGCAAAGGAUGGAUACUCUGAGGGGACUACGAGUAGCUCUGAAUUCCUGGACUGCUAUCCCCAAUGACAAGAGGACUCAAAUCGGGGAUGAAGGGAUGCUGGCAUCUGUGCUGCAGAUGCUGAUACAGAAGUCAAAGAAUGAAGCAGCCAUGGAGGCAGCCCUGUGUUUGGGUUUCCUGAGACCCUGCAGCAACACAGCCCGAGGAUUCUUGCUGCAGUGCCUAUGCCACGGGCUUAUGUCCCAGAGGAUGAAGGCACUUAGGAUGCUGGUCAAGAUGAUGCGUGUUCACUCAGCCGAGGUCAUCAGGGCCGUCCUAGACCAGCUGUGCUAUUCUUGUGUCCUUGAGCAUCGCUUUGAGGCGACCCAGAUGCUCAAGACCAUUGGGCUGGAACAGAUCCAGGCACAGGGACUGGAAGCACUCACAUUUGACCUACUCAGGAGGAAGAUAUUUAAUGAACCCUUCCUCGCUAUGAGGCAGGCUGUGGCUGAAAUUGUGGACGAGUUCAAGAUGAAGCCCAUGAUGAUGAACUUGGUGGAGGGGCAACUAAUGAGCCCACAAGCUGCUUCACGCCAGGAAGCAGUCAUCUCUUUGGGUGUCCUGGGGAUCCGCAGCCCACCAGUGUUCCACUUGCUCCUGGACAUGCUAGACACAGAAAAAAGCCAGUCUAUAAAGAAGAGUCUACAAGAAACACUCACUGUUUUGGCCUCAAUUGAUCCCUGGAUCAAAAACAAGCUGAAAAACAAGGUUUUCUUUGUAUCUGAGUCACCUCUGACCAAUGAGAAGGAAGAGCCUACAAGGUUCAGAAAAGAGAAUGAGAACCUAGAAGAGUUAAAUAUCCAAGACUUUCGACUUGCACAGCUGAGCCCCUUGUUUGUUGCAAAGGCCAGUGCCUCACCAGACCAACAGGAAAAGUUGAGGGCCCAGAAAAGGUCUCCCUGUUACCUCACCCCUGCCUUCCCUCCCCGUUUCCCUAAACCACGAAAACACAAGUCACAGGCCACAGGGCCUUGGACACCAGAAAUCAGGAAACAGCUUCAGAUCCUUGCCAAAACCUCCAAAUAGGUCACUUCCUGAGGAUGCUUCUCAGGCUCCCCUGAGAAAAUGUCUAUACUUAUCCUCGAUGAAUAAAUGAAUGUCAUUUCUACCUAUGCUGUUCCCUUCAUCAGAGGCUUCACUGAAACACAGGUCUCCUCACUCUGGGUUGAAGGGACAUGGAGGACAGAACCAAAGCUAUUCUGGAUGACCGGCCUGCCUCCCUAAACCAAGCCCUUGUCUAUAACCAGAACUUAAUAACAAAGCUAGAGAGCUGAGCUUCUGCUUCCAGUGUGGGGCAGGGGGGAAGGGCUGCUGAAGGGAAAAUAGGAGAAAAUCCUGUAAGCAUAAGUCCUGGACCAUUUCCUCUUACUAACUUACCUCCCCCCAACCCCCCACCAUUCUCUCAGUGGAAAUAAUUAGGCUGUAGUAAGACCAACCACACUCUCUGCUCUCUCUUCUCCUAUGUCUACUUUCUACCCACCUCGGGGCCAUUUCUUUGACAGGCCCUAUUUAUUCUCCCAAACUACUUUAGUUCCUCGUUUACUGAAGGUUUCAGUUUCUCUUUGCCAGUAGGACCUGCCACACCAAUCCCUACAAACUAUGUCCAUCUUUAAGAAAAGAAAAAAAAGUCUUUACUUUGGAAUCAGAUCAUCUGAAAUUCAGGGACCAUUUACUUGAUCACAGACUUCAUCAUUUUGGAGUGAAGCUCAGACAUCCUUGUUUUAAAAAACUUGCUAAUUCCAGUAUACAGCUGGGAUAAAGAACCACUAUUAUAAACAGCCUUAUUUUAAUCCUAUCCACUUUCAUCUUAAUGACUCUCAAAUCUGCAUCUGUAAUAGAUUCAUUUGGUCAAUAUUCACGAAGUCCCAAAGCUGUGCCUCAAACUGUUCUAGGCACUGGGUAGAACAGUGGACAACAGACAAGGUUUCCUACUCUCCUGGAGAUCAUAUUCUAAUCGAGA